UGUGGUUUGGGGCAGUCGCUGUCGUCUCGUCGGUGAUUCCCGCUGUCUGGUCGUUUUAAGGUGCUGUGUCACACGAGCGGCUUGUAUACGUCUGAGCAAUUGUAAUGCGGCACCCACAAGACCGGAGCAUCGCGUCCGUGGGAACUACUGUAUUUCUUUAACAGAGUGCGCGCACGCGAGAGAGAGCGAUCGACCAUACGCCCGGUCGCCAGUGUGUUUGUCGUCUGGUCCUUACUCGGUAUGUGAACAAUGAACAUUUAGGAACUAUUUUGAAAGAAUACCAUAUUUUUGCAGCCUACAUAACUGACGGAAUUGACAGAUUCGCGUGUUUUCAAAAUGAAUCCUCCGUGCGCAAGAUGUGGGAAAAUUGUCUAUCCGACAGAGAAAGUGAAUUGUCUCGAUAAGAACUGGCAUAAAGGAUGUUUCCACUGUGAGGUCUGCAAAAUGACCCUGAACAUGAAGAACUACAAAGGCUACGACAAAAAGCCCUACUGUAAUGCGCAUUACCCGAAGACUUCCUUCACCAUCGUCACGGACACACCUGAGAACCUGCGCCUGAAACAGCAGAGCGAACUCCAGAGCCAGGUUAAGUACAAGAAGGACUUUGAGGAGAGCAAAGGCAGAGGCUUCAGCAUCGUGUCCGACACGCCGGAGAUGCAGAGACUGAGAAAAACCCAGGAGCAGAUCAGUAAUGUAUGCAGUGUGUGCGUGCGUCUGUGUGUGUGUGUGUGUGUG
This is a messenger RNA of Sardina pilchardus (European sardine), 735 nucleotides long. RefSeq names its product LIM zinc-binding domain-containing Nebulette-like. The transcript has 4 exons. The annotation marks the transcript as partial. Gene Ontology annotation, cellular component: focal adhesion. Gene Ontology annotation, molecular function: actin filament binding. Lineage: Eukaryota; Metazoa; Chordata; Actinopteri; Clupeiformes; Clupeidae. The record is from RefSeq and is a predicted model, not a curated record.